Messenger RNA from Rhagoletis pomonella (apple maggot), 604 nucleotides. Its product is annotated as eEF1A lysine and N-terminal methyltransferase homolog. The record is from RefSeq and is a predicted model, not a curated record. The transcript is spliced from 3 exons. The coding region runs from base 122 to 514 and encodes 130 amino acids. Lineage: Eukaryota; Metazoa; Arthropoda; Insecta; Diptera; Tephritidae.
UCCGUUUUGGAAAAUUUUCCCGAUUUGUUUUUCUAGUAAUGGUGGACGCUACUUGUGCAUAACACUGUUACAAGAACACAUAUUACGUUAUAUUUUAAAUUACUUUCCGCGUAAUGGUUUUAUGUUGCGCAUAGUGCACUGUGCAGACGCAGACCGCGCUAAUCAGGAAAAGAGUGUCGACAAUCCAGAAGUUAUGGCAAUGCCAGUUUUUCUUGUUGUUGCUACCAAAUUUAAGGCCUUACCAAUACCGAUCCUAGAAUUUAGCUUGGGUAAGGACAAAAUGCAACGUUUAUCAAACGCUGAAGAACUUACAAAUGCAGUUGCUGCUGUGCAAAAAGCGGCACUAACUUGUAAUGGACUCGCACGUACAAAUAUUGCUGGUCACAACGAGGUUGUGAUGGACUUAUGCCAACCGGGCGAAUCAAAUCCCCGCUACACAGUACAUGUACUAGGCCAACCACCGACAAGGGGGUUGGGUAAAUUUGCUGCCUUUAUAGUACCUCAGGGCAGGUAAAUAAAAAUAAUUUUCCACUUAAUUUUAUACAUAAGUAUAUGUACAUACAGCACAUUUGCUGCAAACUCGAUAAAAACGGCAUUAAAAUUU